GCUUUUUUUCCCCCCCAGCCUCUGCUCAGAGAGAAACUCUGCGCGUGAAAGAAACGAUCGACUAAGGAGGCAGAGCACCAUGGAUUUUUACUCCCACUACGAACAUCUCUGUGCCCUCCAAGGCUCUGUCCCGCUAAAAUCAGUGAAGCCUUACCUGAGUCGGGUCACUCUUGAUUUAAAUGCAGAUCGCAUCAAGGCAGCUGACUGGGCCCCGCUUCUGGAUGCAGUCAGGCAUAAUAAGACUUUGACUUCUGUUGGAAUCAGGAGUUUUCAUCAGCAGGGUCUUGGAGAAUCAGGUGCUGAAAGACACAAAACCUGCUAUAGAAGGCGUAUUCCAGCAAUCCGAUCAAAAGAUUUGACGGGUCAAUUAUGUAAAGCCAUCAGAGGGUGUCUGAGUAUAUCAAGCGUUCUAAAAAAUUUGGAACUUCAGGGUCUGCUUCUGCGAGAGAGAGAUCUAAUACUUUUAACAGAGGGGUUAGCAAAGACAACAUCUCUGGAGAGUCUGUCUUUAGCUCAUUGUCCAAUUGGAGAUGGAGGACUGGAAACAAUCUGUCAGAGUGUGAAGAAUUCUACCACCAUCAGAUCUAUAAAUUUUACAGCAUGUAAUUUGACUUGGCGGGGAGCAGAACACCUGGCCAAUGUUUUAAAGCACCAGGCACUGAAAAGACAUGGUGAAGCAUGGGCUGAAAGCUUGCGCUAUAGGAGGCCUGACCUUGACUGCAUGGCAGGCUUGAGGCGCAUCACUCUCAAUUGCAACACACUUGUUGGUGAUCGAGGGGCUAGUGCUUUUGCAGAAUGUAUUGGAGAGGACCUGUGGCUGAAAGCACUUGACUUGCAGCAGUGUGGAAUUUCCAGUGAGGGGGCAAAAUCGUUGUUAGAUGCUCUUCAGGCCAACACAACAUUAGUGGUACUGGAUAUAAGAAAAAAUCCAUUAAUUGAUGACACUUUGAUGAAAGCAGUUAUUGAAAGAGUUCUCAUCAAUGGAAACAAUACUAAUUCAGAGUACAAGUGGCUAACAUCUCCCUCUUCAAAGGAUGUUUUGAAAAGUAAACCAAAGAAAAGAACAAUUGUCCUAGGAAGUGGUCGGAAAGGAAAAGCUACUAUUCGUAUUGGAUUAGCAUCAAAAAAAUCUGUAAGUCCUGGAAAAAAGACUCCACUGGGUAAAGAUGGUUAUUCUCCCAAACCGUUACCACCAGGUGCAGAUGGUUUCCUGCCUUGGCGUACCGCAGAACGUGCAAAAAGAUGCAGGGGAUUUCCAGUGGAUAGUACCCAUGAGUUACCACUGAAGAUCCAGCAGACAGGCAUUCCUGUGAAAGUGACAGUGGAAAGUGCUUCUACUUCUGAGACUGAGGAAACGGAAGGGAUUUUAGAGGACGUUAUGCAUGAUCCUGAUAUAACAAAGUCUGCAGAUAAAUUGAAUGUAAAACAAUAUCAGCAGUUACAGAUGGAGUUGGAGGAAUGCUUGCUAAGAUUAAAGGAAGAAAGAAGAGCAAGAGUAAAAGCAGAUGAAAGGAUAAUGGAGCUAGAAGUUGAAAAUGCCAGAUUAAGGAACCUGAACUUCUCUCUGUCAGAAGUACUUCAUGCACAAUCAGUAACUAAUAUGAUUUUGGAAGAUGAAGGUGUUCUUGGCAGCAUUGAGAAUUCUUUUAAAAAGUUUCAUGCUUUUUUGGAUCUUCUUAAAGAUGCUGGACUUGGUCAAUUUGCUACAAUAGCUGGGAUAGAUCAAUCUGAUUUUGGUUUGUUGGGUCAUCCUCAAAUGAAUUCUACUCUUCGUAAACCUGCUAAUGCAGCAAAGGAGAAGUCAUUUGAAGAAGAAAGACAAGAGCGCACAGUGAAUAACAAAAAUGCUGAUGGAGAUAUAGUUUCUUUUUCUGGCCUCAUCCAGGCCCAUGGGCUUGUGAAUAAUGCCUUUGUUGUUUCCAGAGAAAUGGAAGGACUUCAGGUUGCUCUUCCACAACAGCAAGGCUUAUGGGAAGAAUGUGAAGUUCAAACAGAUAAGCAGCAAAAGGAAGAAGAAACAUCCAAAAGCAGCAGGCUAACGUCUUCAGACAAGAAUGUCAGACAAAGUGAACAGACAAAAGGGUAUUUCUCAAAGAAGCCAUCAAUUACUAGUCAGCAUUCAGUCUCUGAAUCUAGUCUUAAUCUGAAUAGUAAGGGUAGCAAAAAAUCCAGUGCUCUUUCUAGUGAAAAAAGUAGAAGCCGAUCCUCGAAAAAAUAUCCACAUAGAACAAAGGAAAUAGAAAUUGCAACUGCUGAAGCCAGAGGAGAUCAACAUGUACCCAAAACAGAUCAUUCAAAAAAUGACACUAUAGGAUCUGAUUCAGAAAUACAAGAAAGUAUCCAUUCUGUGGCAAGCAUUUGAAAUGGGUGUAAAGAGAAAGUUCAAAAUGUUUUCCUUAUAGAGAGAGAAGGAAUUUUAAAAGAUUUAUAUUCCUGACGCCUAAACUAGUCGGAUUUUUUGGCAAGAAUGUAUGGUUCAAAAUUGUAUAGAACAAUUCCACAUGCUGUUUAGCAUUCCCAUUUCAUGAACACAGGUUUUUGACACAGAGUUUUUUGUGUUGGCCAAAAAAAAUGAUAAAUCAUUAGAAAGAUACCCUUUGGUAUUUAGUAUGAGAUUAUAAAGCUUAGGUGAUAUGUGGGCUGUUGAUUUACUAUUGGUACAGAUUUUGUUAAUGAAGUUUUUUACAAAAUAAAAUGAAAUAGAUUAAUAGUUA
Messenger RNA from Gavialis gangeticus (Gharial), 2714 nucleotides. RefSeq names its product centrosomal protein 78 (gene CEP78). The transcript has 15 exons. Lineage: Eukaryota; Metazoa; Chordata; Crocodylia; Gavialidae. The record is from RefSeq and is a predicted model, not a curated record. Bases 80 to 2362 code for a protein of 760 amino acids. Gene Ontology annotation, molecular function: protein binding. Gene Ontology annotation, cellular component: centrosome.